Rhopilema esculentum is the source of this 4900-nucleotide messenger RNA. The record is from RefSeq and is a predicted model, not a curated record. Lineage: Eukaryota; Metazoa; Cnidaria; Scyphozoa; Rhizostomeae; Rhizostomatidae.
GGAUCGGGUGAGAGCAAUGCAAGAGAGAAUAUCGGUCUAUUGAUAAGCACGAAAACAAAGCCAAAGAGGUAAGUCAGUGGAGUUGGUACUAUGUACUAACCAAUAUGUAGUAGAGCUUACCUGUUGUUCGUCUAACGGCUCCCAGGAAGGUUUGUUCUUGUCUUGAACAAAUGAGAUGACCGAAUAGCAAACUCUUUGAUCUGCCUUUGACCAUUUAAUUGACAAAUCUUUGAAUUCAUUGAAUUAAGUAUGACAUAUAGACAAAAUGAGCUAGCAGUGAUUAUAAGAAUAUGUCAUUUAUUUGCAAAACUAUUUCAUCAAACUAUAAGGAAAUAUUUAAAGAGCUAAAUAAGACACAACAGUUAAGAGAAUUAGGAUGACUUAAUCUUUUUUGUCAAAUUCAAUGUAUACACCUUAAAGAAAAAAAUCGGGACAUCUUCUCGUUAGAUACAUGAAUUCAAUGUGAUGUGUUUAGAGUCAUCUUUUUUCCUUCUUGAAUAAAAUAAUACGAGUUGGUUUCGUUUUGUUUUAGGUUUUGUAUCCACCUUUUUAGCUUUAUUUCUUGUUAAAGCCUGGUUCACAUGUGUUAAGCCCGAGCUGAAAGAGAAGGAAGCGUAGAAGCAGAGGCAAGUGGGAUGUGAACACACAUGAAGCAAAUGAAGAAAGCAGGAAACAUGAGGGGUGCGUUGAAGUAAGAAUAUAAAAAGAUUUGAUUGUACGUUCGUGGAAUUGUCUUGGAUUCGGACGCAAAUUGGAAAGUAAGCGGCCGAGGCUCAUGUGAUCGAAAAUGUAGGCUGCAAAAGAUCAACAUUUGGUCAUUCACUUGAUCCAGCAGCAAGUGACUAGCCUGCCGUUUGAUGGUCAAAUUGAAACAGCCAUCCAGAGCUGGCUACAAGAAUCUGCAACCAACAGCACCCUUUCAGCCCAUUGUGGUCUUCAUGGCAGUUUUUGACGAGGUCUUGGGAGUACACAAGACAUUACCUGGGAGUGCAAGUGUGCAUUUUUUAUGAGCAUGCACAUUUGAAUAUGCACGAAAUUUCCCAGUGAUUCUUGAGUUUGUGCAUAUUUUCCUGGCACAUAUCCUGUUUACAUCAAUUUCACAUCUCAGGGAAAUUCAAUUGAUUAAGAGUUAACUAUGAAUCUUAUCUACCACUACCAUUUGUGGCUUUUAUUCAAACUCCUGAAGGUUCUGCAAGUAAAGGAAUAAUUUUAGAAAUGAUGUUUAAAAAGGCCAAAGACAUGAUUAUCCUAAAGGAUUAUCUCAAGCAGGGACGUGUGGGGUGGACAUGGUUCUAAUUGCCCAACGUGUCUCAAGGUGUAGAGAGCCUCAUAAAGAAAUUCUAUUUAAGAAUGGAAUUAAUCAAAUGUAACAGAAGCAUGCCUAAAAAUUUUUAAAACAUUUUAAACAAUUGCAAGAAAAUGACUGCAAAAAAUAUUCUGAAGUGUAUUUAAGCUAAUCUAAAGAACCUGAUUACAAAAGUUUAGAAGCCCAGAAUUUCAUUGCAAAAAUGAGGAGUUUCUGCCAUGAAGAGGUGCUUCUGCCAUGAAGAGAGACACUAUCAUUUUUUAAUAUUCAACAUAGUUUUUAAGGUAUUGAUCAUCAAAGUUAGUCACCCAACAUGUUCCGAGCACUGACAAGUUUGCUCAAGCCUGCUGCAUAAUUGUGAUGUCACAAACACCAUAUUUAAACCACUUGAACAGCACAACAGUCUGGAAGGCAGUACUUAUGAUUUUGCGGAAGAGCAUUGCUAUAUAGAUUAAGUAGGUUGUGGCUACAUUUUGACAACCUGAUUGGAAAAUAGAUUAUAACUUCUUUGCAAACCUUUCAUAAAAGGACUGGUAAGAAUAUCAUGUUAUUCAAUGCAUUUGAGGCCCUGCCUCCGUCUUGCAGGAUCCAGUGUAUGGCUGCCCAACAUAUCAAAUAAAGGUAGCGAUAAAUAAACUGGCAGAAUUUUUUUUUCUGGAAACCCAAGUAAAAUACUUUCUUUUUGUAAAAUACGGCUGCUGUUACACUAAUUUAUUAAGGCUGCCCCCUCCCCCCUAACAAUAAGUUGUAUCUCUGUCUUUGAUCCUGAUUAACUUCAAUACAUAUUGUAAAGAUUUCGAAUUUAAGUCACCCUUUUUUGGCAUAGUCUUUAUUCAAUAGCAUGAAAGAUUUUCAAGGGCUAAGAACCUGUUACAAUUGAGUUAUUAUUUGCAGGAAAACAACUUUGUAGAAAUUUCAACCCCCAAGCCACUGCACCCCUGUAACUCGGAGGACAGGUCGGAAGUUGCUGUUGGCAGACAAAAAGUAUACUAGGGCAAGAAAAAUGCAUAGAUGAGUGUAAUGAUGAGUGACUUAGCACUAAGAGAACCCCUAACAGAUCAUGAUGAUAAUAAUGAUGAUGGUGCUAAAAGAUCAUUUAGUGAAACAUUCAGAAGGCUUGGAAAUAAGUGCUUCUGUGGAAGAAAAUUGACACUGGCAUUGCAAGUCCUGCAUUUUGGCAUCUCAAUGUUCUUCCUCUGGGCAGGUCUAGUUGAGUUUGUGAAUCAUCCUCCUUAUUUUGAUGCAUAUGGUGAUGCCAAGAAAAGAACUGAUUUACUUCCAAGAUUAUUUAAGAAUGAUCCAAGAUUUACCGAGACAGAGCUGCUAAGGAUUAUGGAUCUUCCAAUCCUGUUGAUCUUGGUGAUGUAUCAGCUUGUCUGUUUUUGGCUGAAAUUCAAAGGCCUCUCUUGGAUAAUGACAUUCAGCCUCUUGUUGACAUUGGUUAGCUUCUGGGUGGUCAAUUUUGCAGGACUUGAACAGUUCGCGUGGAGUUACUACAGCAAAAGAAUGAAAGGCCUCCAGCUGCAAGUGUCCACUAUAUCGUUAUCGGGCACUGUUGUUUUCAUGGUAAUCUUCUACUCAAGGAAGAAGUUGCCGUUUAAAUUCAAGUCCAGUUUACGUAUCCAACCAAACUCGAAAUUCCACACGUGUUGGAACUUCUUUGCCAUAUACCUGGUGAUGUUUAUGUCAAUGAUUGUAUGGUUCAUAAAGAUGUAUGCCUCUUGGGCAUUGUUUACAUCAAGAGAAGAGAUUCUUCAAUUAUGCAGCACAACGACCGAGGUUGAGUGUUACCCUUGUCAUAAUUUCACCGCAUCGGCAUUGCGCCACUGUGCACAGCAAAAAAGGCAUCAUAUUUUCACGUGCUCCCAGAACUUCCCGGACUCCGCUGACCAGGGUUCUUUCUGUGUCUUCAAUUUUAAUAUGAGUGUCUACGGAUUCUUACUGACUUUCGCGUAUAUUGGCGGGAUCUGCGUUUUCACGAGCACAUUCAUUCGCAUAGCUGGGCACUAUACUGUACGAGGUAUGGUUUUUGUAUACGAGACUGUUCUAAGAUUGCAUUAUCGCUCUAGUGACUUAAUAUCGAGGCAGCGAGAAAGUAUGCGCAGGCGGCGGCAUAACAACCAAAGGCUAAGAUCACGUGACGGAAACGAAAACCUUGGAGUUGAACCAGUUGAAGAGUACAGCUCUGAUAGUGGAGACGAUGGGAAUGGUUUGAUCAAUUCAUUGAUUCUUGAGCUUCCAUAGAAAAGUAUGUGCAUAUGAAUCGGAAGAUUUUGUUGUAUGUCUAAGUUAAGAUAUCAAAUUAGUUCCAACUUCUAGUUGAGGCCUUUCAAUUAUUUUGGCGUUUCAGUAAUGUAGGAUUGUACAAAGAAAACGGAGGGAUUGCAUUAUUAACAGCAUUGUAAGAAGGAAAGGUAAACCGGAAAAUUUAUGAAUUCACGUGCCUCUGUUCCCUUGAAACAUGUGACCGGAACAGGUAGCCGUCAAGUUCGCCGGAACAUGGAGAGAUCACAAUGGAGAGAUAAACGCCAGUAGCUUGUUAUGCGGAGAGAUCUAUUACAGUGUACAUUUUUAUGGCUUACGUAGUUUAAAAUAAUACCGUAAUAUUCAAUGGCAAUGACAUCAAGAAAUCUGCGGUCCAUUUUAAAGAUGUAGCAAUGCAAAAUGUAACGAUGAAGCAUAUAACGAAAAAGACAUUUUUCAAGAAUAAAUUUGGACACGUUGUUGCCUCGUAUCGAGGACUUUUCCUUUUCACUUUUUAAUACUAAUUUUUUUAAAUUUUUUUUGACAGUGGACCCUUUUCCGAAGAAAUUUUUCCUUCUAGAGAAAUUAUUGUAGGCUGCCUACUUUGAUAUAUUUCAUCGUGUUCUUAAUAUCAAAGACAAUUGACAGAUAUAAAGUGGCUUAAAUUCAUCUGUCAAUCAUUAUUAGCCAAUCAAUAAGCGUGUGAGUGUAGCACUAACUCUGAUUAGUCAAUUUUUAAGUGAAAGACGGCUAAAAGGCUUUAAGGCUAAAAGGCAUCAGUCAACCGCUAAAGGCUUUGCAGCGCAUUUAUGAUCGAGAAAACAUUGCGAGUCAGCCGAUUGAAUACGGUCCAACCAAUGGGAAAUUUAAAUGGCCAGCGAAAUGCGUCAGUGCCUUUAAGUCCCUUUAGUAUCUGUUGAUUGCUUUCAAAGGCAGAUUUUAAGCUAUUAGAUAUUUUUAGUCGCUGAUUGCAGCAUGAAGAGUUGAUAACACCCAGUUUUUGUGACAGAGCCCAAGAGAACAUUGCAGUUGCACUGUCAAUGACUGUGAAGAAUACCACGCCCAAACCACGCCCUUUUUAGUUUUUUCUGAGAACCAUUUUUUAAAGCAAUUUCAGAGCUAGAUGUUGUCAAGGCCUUUUGAGCAUUUUCCAAUGGAAAUUUCCUUUGCUUGAUUUUGUUUUCCAAUCACGUCUGACACCUUUAAUGUUUUCAAGCUUUGUAUAGAUUUGUAUAGAUCUUUAUCAAGUUGUUUAUAUUAUCGAAUAAGUUAUAGAAUAUUUUUUGGAAUACUUUUGUACUAGUAUGAAAUUUCGUUUGUAAUAUAUGAUUGAUUGCUGUAGAAAUUUCA